UCUCUCUCUCUCUCUCUCUUUCCCUGGUGUUUUGUUUGUGUUUUCUUCACCGAGUGACUUUGGGGAAGACGGAAAAAGGAAAGAGAAAAUCGAAAAAGGAACAAACUUUCCAUGCGCUAAGAGAAAACCCUAAUCGGAUUCAACUCCCUCUUUCUUCCUCUCUCUAAAAAGCUAUUGGAAAAUGGUGAAGAAGAAGGUGCCGGACUGGCUCAAUAGCUCGCUCUGGUCCACAACUCCAUCUUCCAACGACGAUCACUCCCUCCAGUACGCCUCUAAACCUUCUCCAACCGCCACCUCAGCCGCCUCCGCCGGCUACGAUGUCUCUGAGCCUCCCGCCGUUGACCCACCCGUCCCUGUGCCUCCUCCUUCAGUCGUCGUGGAACGAGAGUCUCCCAAGCCCGAAACUCAAGAUUCAAACCCUAGCUAUGAAGAUAAUAGUAAUGGCGUUUCUUCAACCCCUUCCGCUGAGGAAAUCUCUCGCCAGGCUCAGCUAUUGACUGAGUUAUCGAGGAAGGUGAUAAACAUGCACGAAUUGAGGAAAAUUGCUUCGCAGGGCAUACCAGAUGGUGCUGGGAUUCGUUCUACGGUGUGGAAGCUGUUAUUGGGAUAUCUUCCUCCGGAUCGUAGUCUUUGGUCGACUGAGUUAGCUAAAAAAAGGUCCCAAUACAAACAUUUCAAAGACGAGCUUCUGAUGAAUCCCUCAGAAAUUACAAGGAAGUUGGAAAAAUCAACAAUUUAUGACAAUGAUGAAUCAAAAUGUGAAAGAAGGGGCUUACUCUCGAGGUCUCAUAUAACUCAUGGGGAGCAUCCUUUGAGCCUUGGGAAGACCAGCGUUUGGAAUCAGUUCUUUCAGGACUCGGAAAUCAUUGAGCAGAUUGACCGAGAUGUAAAGCGCACUCAUCCAGAUUUCAACUUUUUUUCCGGGGACUCACAGUUUGCUAAAUCCAAUCAGGAGGCAUUAAAGAGCGUAUUAAUUGUAUUUGCAAAGUUAAAUCCGGGUAUAAGAUAUGUUCAAGGGAUGAAUGAGAUUUUGGCACCUUUGUUCUAUGUAUUCAGGAAUGAUCCCGAUGAGGAAACUGCGGGUUGUGCUGAAGCGGACACAUUCUUUUGUUUCGUCGAGUUAUUGAGCGGAUUCCGUGACCAUUUCUGUCAGCAACUUGAUAAUAGUGUUGUUGGAAUCCGUUCCACAAUUACAAAAUUGUCACAGCUUCUGAAGGAACAUGAUGAGGAGCUAUGGCGUCAUCUUGAAGUCACAACAAAAGUCAACCCCCAGUUUUAUGCAUUUAGGUGGAUCACUCUCCUUUUGACCCAGGAAUUUAAUUUUGCAGACAGCCUUCACAUCUGGGACACACUUUUGAGUGAUCCUGAAGGUCCACAGGAAACUCUUCUUCGUAUAUGCUGUGCAAUGUUGAUUCUCAUUCGGAGACGACUAUUAGCAGGCGAUUUCACUUCUAAUCUCAAACUACUACAGAACUACCCUCCAACAAAUAUCAGCCAUCUGCUCUAUGUUGCCAACAAGCUGAGAUUACAAUCCUCAGGCUGAUCUACUUCCCCAUCCUUUUCUUCUUUCACAUUUUUGCUUUAGUUUACCAUAUUUUGUGGUUCAAAUUUCCAAUGUUUGUAAAUUAGUGGAUGUAAAUGCCGGGCAAGAGUAAAGACUGAUAGGUUUUUAUUUUUAUUUUUUUAAAUGAACUGUUAUUUUGGUUGCAUAGUCUUUUUAUUUAUUUUAUUUGUCUAUUCAAUUAUGGAUUGAUGAGGUGAUUGGUCAGAAUCAUUGUUUUGUAAUAUUCGUUAUUGGUAGGUUCAUCAAUCAAACGAAAAGACUCAGUGUAACACGCUGGACGCUGUCUUCUCUUAUUUUGUUUCAAACCGUGACUUACUGAACA
This is a messenger RNA of Ziziphus jujuba (common jujube), 1886 nucleotides long. RefSeq lists its product as uncharacterized. Lineage: Eukaryota; Viridiplantae; Streptophyta; Magnoliopsida; Rosales; Rhamnaceae. The coding region runs from base 182 to 1543 and encodes 453 amino acids. The transcript is spliced from 9 exons. The record is from RefSeq and is a predicted model, not a curated record. Gene Ontology annotation, molecular function: GTPase activator activity. Gene Ontology annotation, biological process: activation of GTPase activity; intracellular protein transport.